CCGCCGCCAUUACCGCUGCGCCCGCCCGUCGAUGUAGACCGCCUCGGAGUCGCGCCCUUCCUCCUCCCGUCCCGCAGGGCCGCGGCCACCAUGGCGUAUUAGAGGCAGCAGUGCCUGCGGCAGCGUUGGCCUUUGCAGCGGCGGCAGCAGCACCAGGCUCUGCAGCGGCAACCCCCAGCGGCUUAAGCCAUGGCGCUCCUCACGGCACCCAGCAGCAGCGUUGCUGUCACGGACAGAGACACCUUCGAGCUGAGCCCCUGCCCCGGUUCCAGCGCAGCCCCGCGACACGGCCGACAUGAGCUUCCUGCACAGCGCGGGGUUGGCGGGGGACUUGGCGUCCCCCUUCGACCAGGCGGCUUUGGGGGCUGAGGAGGGCCUGGGGCUCCUGGACGACUACCUGGAGGUGGCCACGCCCUGGAAGCCUCCCGGGCCCCCCGGCGACAAGGCUGCGGCGGGCUUCUCGGAAUGGCUGGCGGCGGACGGGCUGCCGGGCGCCUCCGCCGACGGCAAGGAGGACGCCUUCUCCGGGACGGACUGGAUGUUGGAGAAAGUGGACCUCAAGGAGUUCGACUUCGACGCCCUGCUGAGCUUGGACGACCUGGAGACCGUGCCCGACGAGCUGCUGGCCUCGCUGGACGACUCGUGUGACCUCUUCGCCCCCCUGGCCCUGGACGCGCUCAAGGAGCUGCCCCAGGCGGGGAGCCCGCUCGGCCCCCUCCCCGCGAGCCUGCCGCAGGUCGCCCCCUGCACCUUCCUGCAGCCCCUGCCCCUGUCGCUGGGGGUCGCGGCCGCCUCCCCGGAUGAGUCGUUCAGCUUGGAGCUGGGCAGCGAGGUGGACAUCGCCGACGGGGACCGGAAGCCCGAGUCGCCCGGCCUGGGCCCCGUGGUCCCGCAGAGCGUCAAGGAGGAGGACAGCCCCUCGGACAACGACAGCGGCGUCUGCAUGAGCCCGGAGUCCUACCCGGGCUCCCCGCAGCGCAGCCCCUCCGCCUCCACCCCCAGGGUCUCCCCGCUCAGGGGCCCGCCCGCCCCCACCCGCCCCAAGCCCUACGAGCCUGCGGCGGCCGCGGCGGCGCGCGUGAAGGGCGAGAAGCUGGAGAAGAAGCUCAAGAAGAUGGAGCAGAACAAGACGGCCGCCACGCGCUACCGGCAGAAGAAGCGGGCGGAGCAGGAGGCGCUGGCGGGCGAGUGCCGGGGGCUGGAGGAGCGCAACGCCGCCCUGCGGGAGAGGGCCGACGGCCUGGCCAAGGAGAUCCAGUACCUCAAGGACCUGCUGGAGGAGGUGCGCGCGGCCCGCGGCAGGAGGAGGGUCCCCGCCUAGGGCGCCGCCUGUGCACAGGAGGCGCCACUGUAAUAAAUUAUUUUGUAGUGAAAGCACA
Molecule: messenger RNA, 1379 nt
Organism: Lepus europaeus (European hare)
Lineage: Eukaryota; Metazoa; Chordata; Mammalia; Lagomorpha; Leporidae
Gene: ATF4
Product: activating transcription factor 4
Exons: 3
Coding region: 296-1321 (341 amino acids)
Biological process (GO): regulation of transcription by RNA polymerase II
Cellular component (GO): ATF1-ATF4 transcription factor complex; ATF4-CREB1 transcription factor complex; nucleus
Molecular function (GO): DNA-binding transcription activator activity, RNA polymerase II-specific; RNA polymerase II transcription regulatory region sequence-specific DNA binding
Source: RefSeq, a predicted model, not a curated record